UCUCUUUUAUUGAUAAAAUCCCUUCCGUUUCACACAUAAUCGCAAUACGUUAGGUACAUAUGUCUCAGAUUGAAUUGAAAAUUUGUUUUCUGUAAUACGAAGUAUUGGAUUUAAAAAUCAAAAUGAAACUAAUACUUACUGUUUCGUUUUUCGUGUUUGUGCUGUCGAUGAACCACAUUACAGAAGCGAUACAAGUUGUUACAAUGGAUACUUACAAAACUGAUAUAACUCUGGAAAGCACUUUGUGGGAUUCCUCAUCUUCCCUUAUUUUGAAAUCACAUUCCACUUAUUCCUAUCGGACGGGCAUGUCGAAGAGAUUAAAUAUUAAUGCACCAAUUGGAAGUGGCCUUGUUGUAACUAUUAGACUACUUGACUUCCGUCCAAACUGCAUAGACAAUCUCACGCUUUAUGACAACAAUAAUCGGAAUCAAGUAAUGUACUGUAACCAUGGGAGAACACCUCAAUCAGACUAUGAUAAGAACGAAAGAAAAACCUUUUAUGUUUCAACCGGGAGACUUGGAGUGAUAUUCAAUACAGACCGAUUUGGAUCUACAAUUUUAUAUCGUGGAUUUCAACUUACUGUGACAGUAGUAAACAGAUAUCCUUGUAGGUCUUAUGAAUACUAUUGUCGAAAUCAGCGAUGCAUCGCUGACGGAAUUAGAUGCGAUGGAUAUAAUCACUGCGGUGACGGAAGCAGUGAAAUAAACUGCUAUAAUUCAAGAAGAACAGGAAGAACGGUUGGAAUUGCUAUUGGUAGUAUUUUCCUCGUCAUAGGAAUAAUUAUGGCUUUGGUUUAUGGAAUGCGAAGAUGCAAAUCUCAAACAGAGAUAGAAACCGUAGUCACCACGCAUCAACCACCAACUUAUCCAGUUAAUCCCCCACCUGCUUAUACGACUUCAAUAAAUAGUCAAGCUUAUCCGCCACCAGGGUAUACUACAUACCCUCAAGGACAUGCAAAUCCAACUUACCGAUAACUUAAAGCUUCUGAAAUAAAAGCGGUAAAAUUACGUUAGGCUGCUGUUGUACACUCGCUGGAGUGUUGUCCAAGAUUGCUGAAAAAGUACGGUGCUUGUAUACAAUUCAAAUAAAUACAAUUUAUCUUAAA
Molecule: messenger RNA, 1105 nt
Organism: Uloborus diversus
Lineage: Eukaryota; Metazoa; Arthropoda; Arachnida; Araneae; Uloboridae
Exons: 5
Coding region: 123-974 (283 amino acids)
Molecular function (GO): protein binding
Source: RefSeq, a predicted model, not a curated record